AAAUGUGUGACAAGCUGUGACUGUGAGAAUUAUUAGAUUAAAUGUCUUAUGCUUAGUUUUGAAAUAUAAAUUUUAUUUUUAUGUCAAAACAAGACAAACAUUUUCAAUGUCUUGGCCAUAUUCUAACACAUAUUCAUAUAUGAAAUACGAAAAAGUUGUUUGAAAUGAAUAUUUGUUCUUCAAUCCUAAAUACUUUUUUUCUCCCCCAAAAAAACCGCAUUCCACAAGUUGUCAUUAAGUUUGACGGAUAUCGUGAGAAAUUAUAGUUGUUAACAUCUAGAAGUAUUUGUAGAUGACAAAAAGAAAAAGAGCUUUAUAGUUAUAAAUACAAGCUAUGCAGUAUCUAUUCAAACUCUCUAAAUCGUCUGUUUUAUUCAAAUUAGUUGGUGUUCAACGUACUUCAUUUUUAGAAUCGUGCAAUUUCUGAAUAAAUGCAUGUACAAUUCCUCAAGUUUAAUACUAUUUUACCUUAGUUUUUUUUUUAAUAUGUUCCAUGUUUUAUUCAGUUGUGUUUUGUGAGUGGCUAAGAACUAUGAUAAAGUUUCCUGAUUGAAUGAUUGUACAGAAAUCAACAAAAACAUUUCAUAGAACCAAAACAAAAUGAAAGUAACUGUUUACUUUGGUAAUGUUCGUGUUAUAGUUCCAUGUGGGAAAGGUGAUAUUCUUGUCAGAGAUCUUAUGGACUUGGCUAUAACACGAUAUAAGAAAGCUACUGGAAAGUCUCAGUCGUCUGUCGUAACCAUUCACAAUCUGAAGAGUUCUCGAGAUGACGGAAUCCUCUAUCCUGACGAUCAGCUCAAUGAUGUGGCCGACGACAGGGAACAGAUCAUUGCAGUGUUUGAUGAAAAUUAUUCCCCCAUCCCACAGUAUAGCUGUGGGGGGGAUGUGACGAGUACGAGCUCUGUGUAUACGGGUAGUCCAGAUCUCUUUAGUGUAGAAGUGGGAUCGCUCUGCAGCAAUAACAAUGUAGACACCAUUGAAGAUCAUUUGCCUGGUAUAACACCCCUGCAAGUAAGAAGGGGUAGUGAGCCUGCCCUCAACUGUCUCUUCCCUCCUAUCUCCUCCUCCUCUACAGAUCCCAAUAACAAGAGGUGGUCAACAGCAGUAGUCAUUAAUCCUCCAGAACAUCAACAUGAUGCAAAUGAGAACGGUGUUGAUGAGAGUGUCUCUCCUCUCGAAAGCCUCGAUCUAAAUGGAGAUUCCAAAAUGUCUUCUCUUUCUUUCUCGAGGAGCUCUGGCAGGCUCUCCAUCCUGGGAAACAAUUCAGAAACACACCGUUGGGUGGAGGCAGCUGACAGGCAGUUAAUGAAGGACUACAAUGAAAAUUUUCAUUUGAAAUCACCUUCACCUGAACAUGGGGAUGAGGCUGAUAGUGAUACAUCUAGUAUGAGUGACGAAAGGGAAAAAACCAUAAUCCUGAAAAAUGAAACUGGCCCUCUAGGCAUUCAUGUUGUUCCAGAUUAUGACAGCAGUGGAAGGGACACAGGUCUGGUCAUCCAGGGCAUUGAAGCAGGUGGCCGAAUAGACAGGGAUGGAAGGUUCCGUGUGGGGGACAGAAUAACAGAGAUCAAUGGGAAAAGCCUCCAAAAUGUGAGCUUCCAGACUGCCCAGGAGAUAUUCAAGAGUGCCCUAAAAUCUUCUCAGAUCAAAUUGGAAUUAAUACGGGGAGCCUCAAACCACCUGCAACAAUCAAAGACUGCCGCAGUGCCGAAAAAGCCUCCUGCUCCUGUUUACCCCAGGGCGAACAUUCCAUCCCCUGAAGCCCCAAAGAAAGCAGAGGAGGAGUCUUCUCUUGUGGAGGGUGAAGAAAGAGCUGGAGGCAUAAGUACAAAAGUUGCGACAGUGACACCCACCAAAAAGAUCCCUGCUUCUGCUACUAGGCGAUUGGCAUCUGCUAACACUAGAAAAAUUGGCAAAAUGCUCACCAUUGAACUCACAAAGGGUAGUGCUGGUUUGGGAUUCAGUAUAACAACUCGUGACAAUCCUGCUGGUGGUAACUCACCCAUCUACAUAAAAAACAUUCUUCCUAAAGGGGCAGCCAUUGAAGAUGGAAGAUUGCUUCCUGGUGACAGACUGUUGGAGGUCAAUGGCACUUCGAUGACCAGCAAAACUCAGUCAGACGCUGUUUCUAUUCUACGUAACAUUCCACUGGGAAAGACUGUGCAGCUCAUAGUUUCUAGACAAGAAGCAGUCGAACCUGAAGUGGCUGAAGUCGAAAGCGAACCUGUGCCGCCAAAGUUAGAGGAUGAGAGCGGCAUUUUUCCUUGGAAGUACAGAGAAAUUCUGACCUUCCAGAUCCCCUUGAAUGAGUCUCAUUCUGCAGGGCUCGGAGUCAGCGUGAAAGGAAAAAAUGCGUCCACUCCCAAUGGAUCUGUCGAUUUGGGCAUCUUCAUCAAAUCCGUCAUCCCGGGCGGCGCUGCUUCAAAGGAUGGUCGACUACAAACAAAUGAUCAGUUGGUGAACAUCAAUGGCAUUUCACUUCUGGGCAUGAGCAAUACAAAUGCAAUGGAAACAUUACGUAAUGCCAUGACACAAUCUGACGGCCCCAUCAGAAAUGCCAUCAUUCUCACGGUGGCGCGUCGCAUCUUCCAGCCGCUCGAAGAGGAAAAUCCACCCAGGCCAGAAGCAUCUGCAGCUUCUAGAGAGAGGGUUAAUGGCUUGGACUUGCAAAUGAACACAAACUCUUUGGAUUUGGAAACUCUUCAAAAGAACAAUCCCGGACUUCCUGGCUGCAACCCAGUCGUUGAGAGACUCACUGGCCAGAUCUCCUCAGAGAACUCUGCAACCGAUCUGUACGGUUACAUGAGGCGAGGAGGAGCUGAGAAGAUAGCCCCCAGCAUGGAGGAGUAUUUCAAGCCCAAUUAUAUGUCUUCCUUAAGUUCCAAUCAAGCAGAGAAUGUAAUGAUAGAAGGAGAGUAUGAUCCAACAGUCAAGAAAGUUGCAGACACACCCCAAAUGAAUGGCUCCACAAAUAAUUCUAGUGUUGCACCUGCUGGUAGUCAGCUUUCUCUAGAUGACCCGAAUGCUGGAUUUGAGAGGGAUGGCUUUGGGAGGCAAAGCAUGUCUGAGAAGAGACAUGCCCAGCUGGAUGCCAAAAACACUGAUACUUACCAACGCAAUAAGAAGGCACGUGAAGAGAAGAAGCACUACCUUGAAGAUGAUCAGAGCAACCCCAUCACCGGAAGUGAUUCUAUCUUAAUUCAUCGUAACCAUCAGACAGCAGAAGCCCUUGGUCCCUCUCUAGGCCUUCGAAAAUCAAGCAGUUUAGAGAGUCUGCAGACGAUGAUACAAGAGCUGAACAAAGACGACGAGGUGAUGAAGAGAGCCCUUGAGUCUGGGGGAGCCAGGAGUUCUCGAAGCAGAGGAUGCAACGAGAGCUUUCGAGCUGCCGUGGACAGAUCCUAUGAUGCCCCUGCUGCAUCCACCAUGGACACAUUGGAUGAAGAAAGUGAGAGUGGCAGCUCUGUCGGUCACUUGUUGACGAGGAGCACUGAAUUCCCGAAUGCUCACCAAAACAUGGAUGCUCUGCAUGACGACCUACUCAGCAUGUACUGCAGGAACAGCAAGUCAUCCAAGAAGAAAAGCCUUCUCAAGGGUCUUGGAUCUGUUUUCAAGUUUGGUAAGCAUCGUAAGCAUUCUCAAGAUCUGAAAGGUAAAGGGGAUGAUGAUUCUGGCCAUGAAGACUACUAUCAUCAUCAGCCUUCUUCUAAAGAAACAGACCCCAGAGUGACAGAGAUGAGUCGAGAGGACCUCCUGAAAAGGCAGUUACCCCAAAUUCCCAGUAGUAGUAGUGACUCUGGAGGAAUGCCCAAUCGUCAGGAGAGAAUGCAAAGCCUGAGAGAGCAGCACCAGCGCAUGCACCAAAAGAGGCAGGGGCAGUAUCCAUUGGAGCAGAAGGAAGAAUACUAUGAGAAUGAGCUGAAAGAAAAAGAAGGCAACUAUGCUCUUCCUUUUGAAGUCAUUCAUGGGAGAUCUCACAGCCUAGAUAUUCAUCUGGAAAAUCCUCAAAAUCACUCUAAAGGUGGUGCUGCAUUCAGUGAUACCAACCGCUACAGUCAUUAUAUGAAUUAUAAAGAAAUUCAGCAGCACAUCUCACUGAGGGGGCAUCCUGCCGCCACCAAGGCUGCUUCCGUGCCAGACUCCAAGCCCCAUGGAACCCCACUGCCAGAACUUCCGACAAACUUUUACGAUUAUUCUGGACACCAACUCAGAAGAACGGGUCAGACUCCAGAGCUCUGCUCAAAUUCACUACCUCGAGGCACACGUGGCUCUGACCGCUCCCUUCCCCAUUCUCAAGCUCUGACUGCUAAACCAUACUUUUUGCAAGAGACACACGAUCACGAUAAUUAUGGGCGUAUGAACAUGCAUCAUCCCUUCUACCCUAACAACAAUAAACUCUAUUCUCAUAUAGUGCCUGGCUCUAAAGUUUGAUGAGUCAUUUUGCUCAUUUGUUUUUCUGUCUUCAGAUAAGAGUUCCAUUUUACUUAAUCCAACUUAUCUGUGAGUUUCUAGCCGUCCAUAUUAACAAAAUCCUAUAUUUAUACACUCACCUCUGGUCACUUUCCUCAACGCUGUUUGUAUUUUUUUACUCAAAAACAAAACAGCAGUUUUAGCAGUGAAAAAUGAAUGCCAAAUUAUGAAAGUGAAUUCGUUUGGUUUUGGGAGAAAAAUAACGUAAUAAAAUAUUUAAUUAAAGACAACAAAAAAGGUGAUUCAGUGUUUUCUCUAGAAAAUUAUAGUUAUUUACCUGGAAGAGAAACUGUGUCAACGAGAAGUGAAAAGAGUGGCAUUUUCAAAAAAUACAGCUUUUUAAAUAAUUGAAAAAUGUUUAAAAAAACUAAUGCUACUAAAUUUUUCUAGGUAAUUAUAUUUCUAAAAAUAAUUAUCUUGUUGCCUUUUACUCAGCAUGUGAGUCCUUAUUAAAUAUUUAAAAAAAUAGCACCAAGUUGUUCCUUUUGGCGUCAUAUUAUGAAAAAGUGGCUGAGGAGGACCAUUCUAUCAGAAAAAGUAUUUUAGUGCUGCUA
Messenger RNA from Parasteatoda tepidariorum (common house spider), 5024 nucleotides. Its product is annotated as partitioning defective 3 homolog. Gene Ontology annotation, cellular component: apical plasma membrane; apical junction complex; cell cortex. Gene Ontology annotation, molecular function: protein binding; phosphatidylinositol binding. The record is from RefSeq and is a predicted model, not a curated record. Gene Ontology annotation, biological process: establishment of cell polarity; cell adhesion; establishment of centrosome localization. Lineage: Eukaryota; Metazoa; Arthropoda; Arachnida; Araneae; Theridiidae.